Sclerotinia borealis F-4128 is the source of this 1227-nucleotide messenger RNA. Lineage: Eukaryota; Fungi; Ascomycota; Leotiomycetes; Helotiales; Sclerotiniaceae. The record is from the annotation of a GenBank genome assembly.
AUGGCUGAUGACGAGUUCGACAUUGACAUUUAUGGAGAUACCAACACUGAACAGGAUGCAAUCUUCAAAAAGGAUGACGAAGGUGAUGUCAAGAUUGAAGGCAUUGAAGCACCCGUCGCCGCAGUCGCCGAGGCUAAUGGUAAAAGCGAAGAGCAAGAGCAAGAUGACGAUUAUGUAGAUAUCAAGGUGAGUAAUGAGAAAGAGAAACUCAUGGAAGGACAGCAACAAAUCAAAAGUACCGACGAAUCUGGACAAGACCUUCUCAACAUACCAAAACAGGCCCCCCAGCAACAAGGUGUAAAAAGAAAGGAGGGUUCCGACGAUCGACCAAUCGACCAAGGAGCGACCACGGCCUUGCUCAUAUCGGAGUUGCAUUGGUGGAAUACUGACGAUGAUAUCCGGGGUUGGAUCAAUCAGGCUCAAGUCGAAGAUGAGUUGAAGGAGAUGACCUUUUCCGAGCACAAAGUCAACGGGAAAAGCAAGGGCCAAGCAUACGUGGAAUUCACAUCCCAACAAGCUGCAACAGCAGCGAAACGAAAGAUUGAUGCUUUUGGCGAAGGUCAACAAUAUGUCAAGAAGCAGACGGUUACAUACCACAACCCAAAUGUCAAUCCGUUCCGUACUUUACCUAAAGAUGCACCAGCCCGCGCCACCAAAGAAGGCCAAAGUAACCGAUCGAGCUCGGGACCAGGAGGCUACAACAGUGAGAGGGGUAAUCACAACACAAGUAACUUUGGUGGUAAUUUCCGUGGUCGUGGAGGUGGUUAUAAUUCUUCUCGUGGAGGCAUGAACAAUAACAUGAAUCAAGGCAAUUUCAACCGCAACUUCUCGGGUGCAGGAGGAGCUAUGGGUGGUGGUUUUAAUUCUCCAAUGGGCGGUGGGUUUCAGGGCAAUUCCAUGGGAAAUCAAUUUGGAGGAUUUAAUCGUGGUGGAAUGAUGGGUGGUGGCAUGCGGGGUGGACCUGGGGGUAUGAGAGGAGGCCGAGGAGGAAUGGGAAACGGUAUAAUGGGCGGAAUGCCUAUGGGAGGGAUGCCAAUGGCUGGAAUGGGAGGGAUGGGAAUGCCUAUGAAUAUGGGAAACAUGGCACAGAUGGGUGGGGCAAUGCAAGGAGGAAACGGUUUCCAACCCAUGCAGCCACAUUUUAAUCCUGCGUUCUUCCAACAAAACCAAACUGCUGGUGGCGACUGGCAAAAUCCCCACGGCGCCAAAAGACCAAGACCAGAAUGA